GACCCUGACACACAUUCACAUCGAGGGCAGCAGACUACUCUGCACUCCGUGUCGCCGUGCCGUUAAUUGCAUUAACUUUGUCAAGUUUUGACGCACUUUAGACCUACAGCAGGGUGCCGGAGCCCACCACGUCUGCCGAAAAUGUUGCUCGGCAAUGCGGACGAGAUACUGGACAUUUUUAAGGCGUUUGUGCCAUAUUACCUGCUGAUUGCUCUGCCCCUGAUGAUCAUAAUCUCACCGGUAAACCCCGUGGAAGCGGCUCAGGAGUUCCAGGCGUACCGCAUGCAGCAAUAUGACUUGCACGGAGUGCCCCACGGCUGCCGAUCAUCAGUGGUGAGUCUGGACGGAAGGGGUUUAGGUAGCUGGUCCUCCAGUCGUCACUGUGUUGUGGCUCGCAUUGAAGACCUGACUGUUGACCUUUACCGGGAGAUCAGAAGCCGAGCAGGGGCACUUCUUGUUAUUCUGCCCAAACAAGAAGAAAUUGCCAAGUUAUCUGACACGGCAAAGCAGCAUAUUCUUAACUUGGAACAAGCAAUGAUGCAGCAAGAAACUCAAAUCCCAGUUUACUUUUCUCAUUGGGUUCCUGAGGUUCAGUCUAUUUUAGAUGACAUUGAUGAAAUUUCUCCCACAUCCACUCAAAAAGGAACAGCUGCUGAAGCAUUACUUAGUCAAAUUUCAGCUAACGGAUAUCAAAUUGUUGUUGGAGCUAAUCACCCAUCUCUGCGAUCUGACAUCAGCAUUGCCUCAAUUCAUGGCAAACUGGUUGGAAAUGGACAUGAAGAUAAAUUACCCACAAUAGUUUUAGUUGCUCAUUACGACAGUUUUGCUGUGAUCCCGGGUGGAGCUUAUGGUGCUAAUUCUAAUGCUGCUGGCGUUGCCAUGAUUCUUGAACUGGCAAGAGUGAUGUCUUCUCUAGCCGAUUCUCGCACUCAUCCCCGUUACAACUUGGUCUUUUUACUGCCUGGAGGCGGCAAAAUGAACUACCAAGGAAGUAAGAAAUGGUUAGAGGACCAAGUUGAUGGCGAAAAUGCUUUACCUCAGGAUAGUACCUAUGUUCUUUGCCUGGACUCGAUUGCUGGGUCUGGUCCUCUGUAUUAUCACGUAUCCAAACCACCAAAGGAAGGAAGUGUUGGUGAUCGCCUGAUUCGGGCACUGAAUCUGGUCGCAGAGCAAGAAGACCCACCCACUAAUGUGCAGCUUAAUCACAAAAAAAUUAAUCUGGCUGAAGAAACAUUGGCUUGGGAACAUGAAAGAUUUAGUAUGAAGAGACUUCCAGCUGCAACCUUGUCAACGCUGAAGAACCAUAAAGACUAUAUGCGUACCACUAUUUUGGACACCAAAGAUCAGUUAGACAUGUCUAUUGUUGUGAGGAACACUCGCAUAAUUGCUGAAGCACUAGGCAAACACAUAUUUGCUUUGAACUCAGGAAAGAUCUUCAGUAAUCAAUUGGGUGUUGAUGAAAAUUCUCUUCAAAUGUGGAUGGAUUAUCUAACUGGAACACCGCGGUCCUCUCAGCUAUUGGCUCACAAAAAUAAUCAAGUUGUGAUAGCAUUGAAGGAUGCAUUGGGAAAGUACCUUAAAAAUGUGAAGGUAACACACAUGGUGCCAGACAAACGCGACCCUGAACUGGCAUUUUAUGAACCUACAAGGACAGUCAUGAAUGUGUACAGUGUCAAGCCGGCUAUUUUUGAUCUCAUCUUGACUUUUGCCAUCAUUGCUUAUUUACUUAUUAUUUAUCUGGUACUUAUGAACUUCUCUUCUAUUUACAAAGUGGCUACAGUCAUUGUGGGAGUGCAAAAGAGCAAGUCUUACUAGAAUAAACAGCAAGUAAUUUGAUGAGCUAAUUUAUUGUUAAUUAAGUUGGUUAAUCUGGUUUAGAACUUGUUACUUUUGCACAUUUUGUGUUUGACUUAAAAUUCUGUGUAGCCUUCAUCAGUCUUAGACCACCUAUUACAAUUUUUUUUUCCUUCCCAACGAUUUAUAUCUAUCUUCAUGAAAUGUAUUUGCCACUAGCCUUUCUUGUAAUGCUCCUGUGUUCAUUGUUUUUAGUUAAGGCUAGUCUCAGCUGCUGUUUUUACGAAUUUGUAUGAUGUGUUAUUUGUUCCUCACUGAGGCUGUUGUAUUUACAGUAUGUUUUUUGCUUGUAUUUAAUCUCAUUUGAGAGAUUACAUUCAGGGUGAAAAGUU
Molecule: messenger RNA, 2186 nt
Organism: Thrips palmi
Lineage: Eukaryota; Metazoa; Arthropoda; Insecta; Thysanoptera; Thripidae
Product: nicalin
Biological process (GO): regulation of signal transduction
Cellular component (GO): endoplasmic reticulum membrane
Source: RefSeq, a predicted model, not a curated record